AUGGCUCAAGCCGGUGCUGGCUCCGCUUCGAAAGAGGUGAAGAAGGAGUCGGCGACCGCCCGACUUUUAGGUUCCGGGACCGCUGGAAUUGCGGAGUUGUUGGUUUUCCACCCAGUUGAUACGACCGCGAAACGCUUGAUGAGCAACCAGAGCCGGAUCACAUCUGUCCAUGGCUUGAACCAAGUCAUAUUCAAAGAGUACGCCGGUGCUUCCUUGGGUCGCAAAUUCACCUCCCUCUUCCCUGGUCUGGGCUACGCUGCUGGUUACAAAGUUCUACAACGUAUCUACAAGUACGGUGGCCAGCCAUUCGUCCGAGACUAUCUCGCCAAACAUCACGGUGCCGACUUCGACAAUGCUUUCGGAAAGGGUACCGGCAAGGCUAUUAUGCACGCAACCGCUGGAAGUUUGAUCGGCAUUGGAGAAAUCGUUCUUCUUCCUCUUGAUGUCCUGAAGAUCAAGCGUCAGACAAACCCCGAGGCUUUCCGUGGUCGUGGCCUGAUCAAGAUUAUCUCCGACGAGGGUAUGGGACUUUACCGUGGUGCCGGCUGGACUGCGGCUCGUAAUGCUCCUGGGUCUUUUGCGCUUUUCGGCGGUUCGGCUUUCGCCAAGGAAUACAUUUACGGUUUGAGUGACUACAACUCGGCCAGCUGGUUACAGAACUUUGUCGCCUCAGUUUGCGGUGCCAGUGCCUCCCUCAUCGUGUCGGCUCCCCUGGAUGUGAUCAAGACUCGGAUCCAGAACCGCAACUUCGAGAACCCGGAAUCGGGCUUACGGAUUGUGUCCAACAUGGUCAAGAACGAGGGCAUGACCAGUUUCUUCAAGGGUUUAACACCCAAGCUGCUGAUGACAGGACCCAAGCUCGUUUUCAGCUUCUGGCUGGCUCAGACGUUGAUUCCUGCCUUCGGUCAGGUUGUUUAG
Molecule: messenger RNA, 918 nt
Organism: Aspergillus tanneri
Lineage: Eukaryota; Fungi; Ascomycota; Eurotiomycetes; Eurotiales; Aspergillaceae
Gene: GGC1
Product: putative mitochondrial GTP/GDP transporter Ggc1
Exons: 7
Coding region: 1-918 (305 amino acids)
Cellular component (GO): mitochondrion
Molecular function (GO): guanine nucleotide transmembrane transporter activity
Source: RefSeq, a predicted model, not a curated record